UUUCGGUCUGAACACACACAAUUAUCAAGAUCACAAAGAAACGGAGCUUUGCAAAAAUUUCCAGCCCCAUGUACUCUGCUCUUAUAAUGUGGCUUCCAUAGUGGCCUCACAAGUGUCCCAAAACGACUUUCUAGUGGUAGUGGGAGCAGAUUUUCAAGGAGACCAACAAUGAAAGAACUGUCUCGUGCCUCUCUCUCUCCCACUCUCUCUCUCUCUCCUCUAUUUCAACCUUUUCAAACCCACUCCUCGUAAGUAGGCAACACCAACAACACCCUCUAAAGUGAACCCAACUGUCAUGUUGGUUGCUAGUUCUGCUGCCUGCUUGUUUCAGUCUUUCACCUUUAUCCUCUGUCUUUCAUCAACUCUCACAAACUAAAAAAGUCUCUCUUUCUCUCUGUUCCAUUGCUCAAGCUUUAGCUGCAAAUUAAGCUGGUGUUCCUCGUACCAUUCUCUUCUUUGUACCUUUGAAACGGAUAAAACAGAGACAACCCAACAUGUUCGACAUCUUGUUCGGGUGGCGAAAAGCUUCAAAAUGCAAGAAGCUGAUCAAACAGGUCCAGUGCCGGCUCAAGUUGCUGAAGAACAAGAGGCAGACAAUUGUGAGGCAAUUGCGCGAAGACGUGGCGGAGCUGAUCAAACAUGGCCACGAAGACAAAGCCUUCAACAGGGUUGGACAGAUAAUCAAAGAUGAAUGCAUAGUGGCAGUGUAUGAAUUGUUGGACAAUUUCUGUGAAUUCAUCCUCAUCCAUCUUCCUUACAUCCGCAGACACAAGGACUGUCCAAAUGACAUUAACGAAGCAGUUUCGAGUCUUAUAUAUGCUUCUGCAAGAUGUGGGGAUCUCCCUGAGCUUAGGGUGAUCAGGAAGCUCUUUGGUGAACGAUAUGGGCAGAAAUUUGCAGUAACUGCUCUUGAACUAUUCCCUGGGAAUCUUGUGAACCGUCAGUUGAUUGAGAAACUCUCCCCAAAGUCAGUGACAGAUGAUAUGAAGCAAAGAUUGGUCAAUGAAAUAGCCAGGAAUUACUGCAUCAAACCAGAGGUCUUAGCAAUUGAGUACUAUUCUGAAUGGCAACAAAAGGUGAAAGAAAUUGGCGGACUUAGAGUACUUGAUACAGAUGUUCAGACAUAUUAUGAAGGAACUGAAAGAUCUGAAUUGCAAAUUGUAAAUGUGGAGGAGAUAGAACGAGAAGUCGUAGAUGUUGAUUCUAAUGUAUCUAGUACUUCUGCUAGUUCUUCAUUAGCUAUGCAAGUUGGCCCAACUAUAUCGGAGUCUUUAAUGCAUGAUAAGCCACAGAUUGAAGAGAAUUGUGCUGAAGUUGAUUCUCCAAGUAUGUCUACUGUGGGCACUGAAGAAAGUCAGAGCAGUACUGUUGGCAGCACAACAAGAGAUGGAGAUAUAGUGAUUUACAUGGAUGACAUAGAAGAAGUUCAAUCAUUUACAGCAAGAAGAGAUGGAGACUCCCAGGACCAAAGAAUUUUCAAGUUCAAAGCUAUCGAACCCAAGAGGGAGAAUCUUGAAAGCAGUUGUGAUCUGAGUUAUGCGGAUUGUUAUGAAACAUGGAGUGAGAGUUCAGAGUCAAAAAGCUCCAGGAGACGUUGGAAAGGAAGUGGGAAAAGGCCGCGGAAGAGAUCAGUGUGUCAGGAAAACCAAUGCUUGAAGGAUAAUGAAUGUUUAAGUUACUAUGGCAGAAAGCAGCAGAAGAAAACUGUGGUGGGGGAAAUUGAAAGUUCAUAUUCUGCACAGAAGAGUCUGAAGCAACCUUGUCACAUGAAAAUGGGAGCUAGCAUUUUGUCAUGCCAGUGUGGAUGUGAUGGAAAGAGACUAGGCUGUGGCUGCAGCCUUGAACAUCCAUGUUACUUUUGCACUGGCAAUGGCAACAAUGUUGAUUGUCAUGUUCUGCCAUGGAAGCAAAAGAGAGGAAUUACAACUAGGGUGGGAGUUUCAACUCAUGGCCGUGAAGUACAAUUGAACAAGGGAAUGGAAUGGCCUGAUGUGCCCCAGGAACCAAUGAGGAGGAGGAGCUGUGGCAAUGAAGCUAUGGUGUACAAUGUUUUCACAUAUCCAGAUCACCACCAACCAACUAUGCAAAACAAAGUGCCCAGAGAAACCGUGGAGGAAUUGGAAUCAAGUAUUCAAUGCAGGCGUGCCUCGUGUAGUUCCACCUCUCCAAAUGUGGUUAGUUCUUGGAGCACAAGAAAAGAAAUGGUGCCCCCUUAUAUGAGAGCCGUGACUAUGCCACCGGAAAGAGCAAAGGACAAUCACAAAGAUGACUUCCAACGAUCCUUUUCAGAUGCCUUCCAAUAUCCCACUCAUGUUCACCCCAAAUUGCCCGACUAUGAUGAUAUAGCAGCUAAAUUCAUGGCACUCAAGAAAGAGAGACUGCAAAGUAAGCCUCAUUGCAGCAACCGGCAACUUUAG
This is a messenger RNA of Prunus persica (peach), 2417 nucleotides long. RefSeq lists its product as uncharacterized. The record is from RefSeq and is a predicted model, not a curated record. The transcript is spliced from 6 exons. Gene Ontology annotation, biological process: protein transport. Lineage: Eukaryota; Viridiplantae; Streptophyta; Magnoliopsida; Rosales; Rosaceae. Bases 495 to 2417 code for a protein of 640 amino acids.